Hansenula ciferrii is the source of this 1008-nucleotide messenger RNA. RefSeq names its product cyclin-dependent protein kinase-activating kinase CAK1 (gene CAK1). Gene Ontology annotation, cellular component: nucleus. Gene Ontology annotation, molecular function: cyclin-dependent protein serine/threonine kinase activity; ATP binding. The transcript has a single exon. Gene Ontology annotation, biological process: protein phosphorylation; regulation of mitotic cell cycle. The coding region runs from base 1 to 1008 and encodes 335 amino acids. NCBI's taxonomy places the organism in Eukaryota, Fungi, Ascomycota, Saccharomycetes, Phaffomycetales, Wickerhamomycetaceae. The record is from RefSeq and is a predicted model, not a curated record.
AUGACAAAUGGGAACCGCUAUAGAGAAAGGCAUUUUAUUAGCGGAGGUAGAUUCAGCAGUGUCUAUAGAGCUACAGAUCACAAUGAUGGUACGUUGGUCGCACUAAAGAUCACUACACCAGAAGAAGAUAGGCCUCCACAUAACUCACGGGAUGAAUUGAAACUUUUGAAACUAAUCAAGCAGAGCGGUGGAUGUGAUUACGGGCUAUUGCAUAUUCAGGAUAGUUUCUUUGCAGAUCAGAUAGACUUAGUUAUUGUUACACCCUAUUUACCGUUCACAUUAACCCAGAUUUUGCAGCAUAAUUCAGUCAAGAUUAGGCCUAAGUUUAAUCCAUAUUUGGAAUUAGGAAGUCGAGAUUCAGAUGAAUCAAGAAAUGACAAUGUUCCCACUUUUAAGAAUCAGCUCAGUGAUGUUAGAGCAAGAGAAAUUAUUAUGGGGAUCGCUCGUGGAUUGGACUUUUUACAUUCCAAUGGUAUUAUACAUAGAGAUAUUAAACCUGCUAAUAUCUUAUUUCAUAAUUUGACAUCAAAUCCUACCAUAAUAGACUUUGGAAUUAGUUAUGCUUAUCCAGACAACUUUGGAAAAGAACCUUCAAAUAACAAAAUUCGUGAUAUUUCCACCUCGAUAUACAAAGCACCAGAACUGAUAUUUGGUAUUUCUGAUUACUCGUACGGUGUUGAUAUAUGGAGUUUCGGUAUCAUGAUUUCUUCUUUUUACACUGAUGACAUAGAGCCUGUUUUAAAAAAUGAAGGUUCGGUUAGUGAUUGGACAUUAGUGUCACAAAUCUUUCAGAGUUUUGGUGUACCAACACUAGAUCAAUGGCCAGAGGGAAGGAAGUCAAGCACAUUCGGAAAGAUGAAUGCUAAUCCAAGACCUGGGAAAGAUGUUGAUUUAUUAAUACCUCGAGCGGAUGGAAAAGUCAAAGCACUUUUCAAGAAAAUGAUGGUUUUUGAGUCCUCAAAUAGAGUUGGAGCUAAAGAAAUCAUCAAUACUUUAUCAAUACUUUGA